Molecule: messenger RNA, 580 nt
Organism: Moneuplotes crassus
Lineage: Eukaryota; Ciliophora; Spirotrichea; Euplotida; Euplotidae
Source: the annotation of a GenBank genome assembly
UAUUAAUUAUCAAAAAUUUCAUCAAAAUCAUGGAGAAAAAUUCAGACCUAAUCAAAGAUAAAUCAAUUAAAAAACUCAGAGACGAAGCAGAGAAGCUUGCUGAAGAAGCUCUCCAAGACAUGCUCAAAUCCGAAAACUCUUCCCCAAAACCCAAACCUAAAAAACGAGAUCUCAAAAGCAAGUAUAAAUCCACUCAAAAUACCCUCCACCUCAUCCCCUCACCACCCAACACUGCAUCCCCCAACCCCUCAAAUUCCCCAUCCUCCACUCCACUUCCUAACCCCCCUUCUUCCAAAUUCCCCACAGAAUCUGACGGCUCUAUCAAAUUCGCAGUCACGACUAAGAAAUUUGUGAAGGCGAAGAAGUUUAGAGGAAAGUUGUACGUGGAUUUUAGGAAUUAUUUUGAGAAAGAUGGUAGCAUGCUUCCUACGAAGAAAGGGAUAGCGUUGGAUGAGGGAAAGUGGGAGAAGCUCAAAUCGUUAAUGCCUGAGAUAAAUGAUGCGGUGAAGGGACUUUUGUAAUAUUGUUUUUAGUGGAAAUAAGUAUUUGAGUGAAGGUUUUUGAUGGAUUUUAGGAAUUG